Vigna umbellata (rice bean) is the source of this 2799-nucleotide messenger RNA. Its product is annotated as ion channel POLLUX-like protein, putative (DUF1012). Gene Ontology annotation, biological process: monoatomic ion transport. Lineage: Eukaryota; Viridiplantae; Streptophyta; Magnoliopsida; Fabales; Fabaceae. The record is from RefSeq and is a predicted model, not a curated record.
CACAAGUUUUUGUUAUUUUGUGAGACCCUUCUGAUCUCUCCCAGUGGCACAGGGAACAAUGCUUCUCCUUCACCUGCAAAGCUGCCAGCCAUGGAUUUUACCACCAACUUACACCCAUCUCUCUUCAAUCACUUGCAAUUCCAGGAGGUAUAUGCCCUGUCACUUCAGCUGGAUCAAAUCCUCAGCAUUACACAUGCGUGGUCCUAGAGCGCUCGCUGGAGGGAGACGGGAGGUUAAUUCUCACAGGUUAGAAGUUAAGUCAAGUUCGAACACUUACAAACAUGUCCCAGAAAAUUUGGGCACCGAGUUUUUUUGGAUGAAGAAAAAUAAUAGAAGUUCUCAGGGUCAACAGGCUGGAAGCAUGGUACAAUUUAUGUCUUUUUACAUCAUACUGAGAUUGACCCAUAAGCAGUUGUGUGAUAUGGUGAUAAAAGCUGGCCAGGCACUUCUUCCAUACUUGUGUCAGACUCAUAUCGCAACAAGCUUGCCUCUUGCUUGUGUUUCUAAUGCCUUGAAUAAACCUAAGCCUCUUAAUUUAGAUGUGUCCUUGCCUUCUUUUCAUGAUAUUAGAUGGAGCUUAGCACGGAUGUUAUACUUAUUAAACAUCCAGCUUGAGCGAAAUGUUGCCACGUUCCUUGUGGUGCUCCUAGUGGCAUGCUUCUCAUUUGUUAUUGUUGGUGGUGUUAUGUUCUUCAAGUUAAGGGGCAAUAAAAAUUCUCUGGAAGAUUGUCUCUGGGAAGCCUGGGCAUGUCUGUGUUCAUCAUCUACUCAUUUAAAACAAUCAACACGUGUUGAGCGUGUUGUUGGUUUACUUCUAGCAAUAUGGGGCAUAUUGUUUUACUCUCGACUUCUAAGUACGAUGACUGAACAAUUUAGGAGUAAUAUGCAAAAGCUCAGGGAGGGUGCCCAAAUGCAAGUUCUGGAGACUGAUCAUAUCAUUAUCUGUGGGAUGAAUAGUCAUCUUCCCUUCAUAUUAAAGCAGUUAAAUAAGUAUCAUGAGUUUGCUGUUCGCUUAGGCACAGCUACUGCUAGGAGGCAGAGAAUCCUUCUUAUGUCUGAUCUUCCAAGAAAACAGAUUGAUAGGAUAGCUGACAAUAUUGCAAAAGAUUUAAAUCAUAUUGAUGUCCUUAGCAAGAGUUGCAGUCUUAGUUUAACAAAAUCAUUUGAAAGAGCAGCAGCCAACAAGGCACGUGCAAUAAUUAUACUGCCAACAAAAGGGGAUCGGUACGAAAUUGACACAGAUGCAUUUCUUUCUGUUUUAGCCCUUCAACCAAUUCCAAACAUGGAUUCUGUCCCCACUAUAGUUGAGGUUUCAAGUUCCAGGACAUGUGAGUUGAUGAAGUCAAUCUCAGCAUUGAAAGUAGAGCCAGUAGAAAAUGUUGCAUCCAAACUAUUUGUUCAAUGCUCUCGGCAGAAGGGACUUAUAAAGAUCUACAGGCACUUGCUAAAUUAUCGAAAAAAUGUAUUCAAUCUUCGUAGCUUGCCUAACGUAGAAGGAAUGACUUACAGGCAAAUAAGACAUAAAUUUCAAGAAGUCGUUGUAUGUGGUCUUUACCGGAGUGGGAAGUUAAACUUUCACCCAAACGAUGGUGAAAUUCUGCAGAAAGCUGACAAAGUAUUGUUUAUUGGAUCCCUUCAGAGUGCUAAAAAUCCAGAAGUAACCCUAAAUGGGAAAGAAGGAACACAUGUAAUUCAUAAUGAAUACAUACCUGAAAAGGAUGUGGAACAUGCCGUCAAAAUGAGUAAAGUUAGGCUUGCUAAUAUUGUAAAACGUCCUACUAGAACAGGUUCCAAGGCAUCAGAAGGGAAUGUUGGCCCAAAAGAAUGCGUUCUUUUACUUGGAUGGCGCCCGGAUGCCCUAGAAAUGAUCCAAGAGUAUGAUAACUAUCUUGGUCCUGGAAGUGUUUUGGAAGUGUUAUCAGACACACCAUUAGAUGACAGGAUCACUAAGGCGUGCAACACCAGUGGUCAUAACAAACUCAAGAAUGUCCGAGUUUCUCACAGGAUUGGAAAUCCCAUGGACUAUGACACCUUAAAGGAAACCAUUAUGAAUAUUCAGAAUUCUUUAAAGAACGAGGAUCUUCCUUUAUCAGUUGCUGUCAUAUCUGACAGAGAAUGGCUUCUUGGAGAUCCAUCUAAGGCAGACAAACUGUCUGCUUACUCUCUUCUCCUUGCUGAAAAUAUCUGCAACAAACUUGGAGUAAAGGUGCAUAAUCUAGUUGCGGAAAUUGUUGAUUCAAAACUGGGGAAACAAAUUAGUAGAAUCAAGCCAUCAGUGACAUACAUUGCAGCAGAGGAAAUAAUGAGCCUUGUAACCGCACAAGUGGCUGAGAACAGCGAACUAAAUGAUGUUUGGAAAGACGUAUUAGAUGCAGAUGGAGACGAAAUAUAUGUCAAGAAUAUUGGUCUAUACAUGAAAGAAGGAGAGAAUCCAUCAUUUUCUGAGCUUUCUGAGAGAGCAUAUUUGAGGAGAGAAGUAGCCAUAGGAUAUGUGAAGAACAAAAAGAAUGUUAUCAACCCUGUUCCCAAGUCUGAAUCUCUCUCUCUUGAAAUGACUGACUCCUUGAUAGUCAUAUCUGAACUUGAAGGAGAGCAACCAGUUGUUUUGUAAAGCUGAAUCAUGUCAAGAUUUUUUGUUUUGAAAAUUCUGAUCCCCAAAAUUUGGGGCCAUUGAUUUGAUGAUUGCACCCAGGUGAUUGAUUGCAAAUCAGGAUGAUUCAAUAUUAAUGUGUUCUGGGAUUUGACUUUUAGUAACAAGUUCUAGGAAUUUAUUUAUCUAUUAUCUACCAAUUGUGUCAA